UUGUUGUAUGUGUCAACUUGUUGAAUUGCGGCCAACUUGCGAGAGAGGAGAUAACAAACGUGAAAUCAACUAGAAAGAUCAUCUAAAAAAUCACAGAGUUGCUGUGUGAGAACGGUAAAAUGAUGAAAUUGAUGUGGCUGCUGCUGCUGAUGACGCUAAUCCCCGCCAGCUUGGCGUGGCAGGCGCACUUUACACCCGCCCAGCUCCAGUUGCCGAUGAAGACAAGCGGCGAUGUGGAAUUGCUGCUGAGCGAUCUCAACCACGAUCAACUGCAGCAAACGGAUCGCUAUAGUUUCCGACUCCAGAGCAACAGCGAACACUUGGCCACAGUGCUGGCGGCGAAUGCGACGAUACCCGUUGAUCAAAUACCGGAUACGGCCAGCGAGUGGAGCGGACGCAUACGCAUCGAGGCGCAUUUUCUGGGCGAGGCUGUGAUCACAGUGCAGCUGCACGAUGCGCUCUUUGGGAACAGUUCGCCGCCAGCGAAUGCGGCCCAAAAGGGCAGCUCACUGUUGGCGCAAGUGGUGCGAUCGCAGCGUGUCAUCGAUCAUGUGUUCCUCGGUUCGGUCAUCCUGCUGAUGUCGCUGCUCUACAUCAAUUUCGGCGCCGCUCUCAAUGUGAGUGUGCUGCGUGGCCUGAUAACACGUCCAAUCGGACCGAGCAUCUUUCUGAUCACCCAAACAUUGGGCAUGCCGUUGCUCAGCUAUGCUCUGGGUGUGUUCAUCUUUCCCGAUUCACCGGCCAUGCAGUUGGGUCUGUUCUUUACGGGAAUUGCGCCCAGUGGUGGCGCCUCUAACACCUGGACCGCUGUGCUGGGUGGCAACAUUAAUCUGUCCGUGCUGAUGACAACGAUCUCCAACUUUGGUGCCUUCGGCUCGAUGCCGUUCUGGACAUUUACACUGGGCGCCUUGAUCUUUGAUCGUGCUGGCAUCAAGGUGCCGUAUGACAAGAUUGCCGGAUAUUGUGCUGGCCUCAUUAUACCGCUCUUCAUUGGUCUGGCCAUUCAGCGUUGGUGGCCACGUUUGGCUCAGAUCCUGGUGCGUCUGCUCAAGCCCAUUUCGGGUGGUCUCAUCAUCUUCAUUGUGGUGUUUGCCAUCAUCACGAACUUUUACAUCUUUGAGCUGUUCUCGUGGCAGAUUGCUGUGGCGGGUCUCGCGCUGCCGGGUCUGGGCUAUGGCAUUGCCUGGCUGGCGGCUAAGCUGUUGCAUCAGAAUCCCGCCGAUGCCUUGGCCAUUGCCAUUGAGACGGGCAUUCAGAACACGGGCACCGCGAUCUUCUUGUUGCGCACCACGUUGCCACAGCCGCAGGCGGAUCUUACCACUGUGGUGCCGGUGGCGGUGGCCAUAAUGACGCCAAUGCCGCUGCUGGGCAUCUAUCUGUAUCAGCGGUGUCGCGGCGUUAAAACUGCUGAAAUUCCACCAGCCGCCGAACAUCAGCGCAUUGUUUGAUGGCAUUUUUUUUUGUGGGAGGGAGGGCGAAAGCAACGAAGCAACAAGUAGUCGAAGGCUAUGCAGUAUGGCGUCCCAGUUUGAUUUUAUAACCAAUUUGUUUUGUAGUGACUUAAUAUAUCGUAUUAUAAAUUAUACAUUUACUCAAAAUGUUGAA
This is a messenger RNA of Drosophila sulfurigaster albostrigata, 1605 nucleotides long. Its product is annotated as ileal sodium/bile acid cotransporter. Lineage: Eukaryota; Metazoa; Arthropoda; Insecta; Diptera; Drosophilidae. The transcript has 2 exons. Gene Ontology annotation, cellular component: membrane. The record is from RefSeq and is a predicted model, not a curated record. Bases 120 to 1448 code for a protein of 442 amino acids.